GCCCAACUCUUCCUCCGUCUAUCAGGAAAUGGUGAAAGUGUUGGUGACGGGAGCGACCGGCUACCUCGGCGGCCGCCUCUGCCACCGGCUCCUGGAGGAGGGCCACGUCGUACGGGCCUUCGUGCGGCGGAGCGGCGACCUCAGCUCCCUCCCUUCCUCCCACCCCACUCUCGAGCUUGCCUAUGGCGACGUCACCGACCUCCCCUCCCUUAUCGACGCCCUCCACGGCUGCGACGUCCUCUUCCACACCGCCGCCCUCGUUGAACCCUGGAUUCUCGAUCCUUCCAGAUUCUUUGCUGUGAAUGUAGGAGGCUUGAGGAAUGUGUUGCAAGCUUUCCAAGCAAUGAAAACGCUGCGGAAGAUAAUUUAUACGUCAUCAUUUUUUGCUCUUGGACCAACAGAUGGCUAUGUGACAGACGAGAAACAGAUGCAUCAGGGAAAGAUGUUUUGCACGGAGUAUGAAAAAUCCAAGGCUGUUGCUGAUGGAAUUGCAUUGCAAGCUGCAGCUGAUGGGACACCAAUUGUUCUUCUCUAUCCAGGAGUCAUCUAUGGUUCAGGGAAACUGACAUCUGGAAAUUUUAUUGCAAAAAUACUGAUCGAACGAUUCAAUUGGAGAUUACCUGGUUAUAUAGGAGACGGGAAUGAUAGGCUGCCAUUUUGUCACGUUGAAGAUGUGGUAAGUGGCCAUAUUGCAGCUAUGCACAAGGGCCAACCGGGUGAACGGUACUUGCUAACUGGAGAUAACGCUUCACUCGUUCAAGUUUUAGACAUUGUCGCGGCCAUCACCAAAACAAGGAGACCAUUGUUACAUAUCCCUCUGGGAAUAAUAGAAAUCUAUGGCUGGAUAUCGGUUUUCUUUUCUCACAUCACAGGAAAGCUUCCACUUAUCAGCUACCCGGCUGUGAGGGUGUUGAGACAUCAAUGGGCAUACUCCUGUGAUAAGGCCAAAGCAGAACUGGGUUAUAACCCUAGAAGCUUGCACGAAGGCCUUUCUGAGAUCCUUCUUUGGCUCAAGGAAUUGGGGAUGAUUCGGUACUAAAUUCGGUAAUUCCAAUAAAAAUAAUUGUGGUAAUUACUAUCGUUAUGCUUGUAUGUUGGCAAUAUCUCUUUUUGUGAUUGAAACAAAACGCAUAAAAGCCGCAUCAUAAGUAGCCCAUCGUUUUG
Musa acuminata subsp. malaccensis (wild Malaysian banana) is the source of this 1164-nucleotide messenger RNA. RefSeq lists its product as uncharacterized. The record is from RefSeq and is a predicted model, not a curated record. Lineage: Eukaryota; Viridiplantae; Streptophyta; Magnoliopsida; Zingiberales; Musaceae.